AUGUACAGGAACGUACCGAAACUAAAGUCUGCAUCAGUAACUGAUGUCUCAAGCCCAUCCAAAAUGAAAGGAUUAACUAAUUGGGUAAGAAUACAACGACAACGUAACGGGCUCAAGACCAUUCCGACCUCGAGUCCUAAAGAUUUCAGUCACCUAGUCGAUCUGAAGACAGGCGUUGAAAUACCUAGAACAGCUCUUCAACAGGAGGAGCAUGUACUCAAGUACUGUCAGGUCCUUGCAAAGACAGGAAGCUCCGCACUACUGUGCAUGGGUGCAAUUGGACAACAAGCAGACAAUCAGCCAGAGGAACCGCAACAUGGCGAAUCGCAAAAUCCUGCACCUAUUAAUGGCCAAGAUUGCGAUACUACUACUGAGCUUAACAAGGAACAAACAAUAGUCCGCGUUUGUCUCAUUGGUCCAGGCCUAUGCACUGAAGGCACAGACGGGUUCAGUAAUAUGCCCAUCAAAAUCGUCUCAUUCAUUGAGGUAGGGAAGAAUUUUGAACACGCUAAGGAAACCUUCCCAGAUGCGCAAGCACUGAAUGACAUACGCAAGGUAAAUGAAGACAUCGAACAAGACAAACUGAACAUAGUAGAGUUCGAUCUGCUGGUAUGCUCGUUUCCUUGUUACAAGAAUACCCAGCUACGCGACGAGAAUGGCGGAAGCUAUCACCCUUCAGGAGAUCUAUUCACGGAAGAACAAAUGAAAUUUAUCAGUUUGAUCAAGCCCAAGCACGUACUCAAUGAAAUGACCCCUACAAGGGUCGACUACUACCAGGAGCACGACGCUGUCGUGAAGGAACUCAGAGCGAUGAACUAUUUUGUUGAGACUGAUCAGGUUGAUUGCUGCACCCUCGGUGACCUCCAGUCGCGAUUCAGAUGGUUCGCACUAGCGAGCACAAGCCCCAUCAAAUCGUUCGAUGUAUGCAAGGACAGUGGUAUGUCCUGCUUUCCAAAGGGACUAGACCAAAUACUGCAAGACGAGGAUACCAUUCCUGGAAGCCUGUAU
This is a messenger RNA of Aureococcus anophagefferens, 1008 nucleotides long. RefSeq lists its product as hypothetical. The annotation marks the transcript as partial. Gene Ontology annotation, molecular function: methyltransferase activity. NCBI's taxonomy places the organism in Eukaryota, Pelagophyceae, Pelagomonadales, Pelagomonadaceae. The transcript has a single exon. The record is from RefSeq and is a predicted model, not a curated record.